Molecule: messenger RNA, 14522 nt
Organism: Amoebophrya sp. A120
Lineage: Eukaryota; Dinophyceae; Syndiniales; Amoebophryaceae
Source: the annotation of a GenBank genome assembly
CGCAUAUCGCUGAGUGAAAAAAAGGCCAACACUCCAUUUUCAUUUUAUACAUAAGUACGUUUGUUCAGUGUUACCUGUUACCCCUUGUUUGUUCCUGUGUAGUUGCUUGUAUCAUCACCGCUUCGACAAGGCAGACACAAAUUUCAAUUCGGUUUCCAAACCAAAUCAUAGUUCCAAACCAAAUUGAUAACGUGUGAGGACUCUUUGUUGCAACCCAACCGCACAAAACAAGUAUUUGUUUUGGUACAUUGGUUCUUGCCAAUAUGUCCUCCGUCUCCACCGAGGCCUUUUCGGGGCUCACCAGAAUUUCCCCGGUGAAGCUGGGCGUUGCAGAUGUGUCCACAACUUUCUUCGCCAACUCCGUCAAGCAGCCAGGCGACCAAUUUGUGGAGCUGAAUCGCGUCCAGUCCGCGGUGUACAGUGAGAUUGCAUCCUCGAAUGGGGCGGAAGCUGCCCAACAAGAUGCAGCGCUACUUCCAAACCUCGUGCUCGAAGCUCCGCCUUCCAGCGGCAAGCACUUGGCCUUCGAAGUGGUCAUGGAGCAGCCAGGCGAAAGACGUGCUGGAACUUCUGCGGCGGCAGCUUCGGCUUUAUCAAGUACGAGCACGAAUAAGCUGCGCAGCCUCCUCGGAAACAAGGCGUCGUCUUCCGCCGGUGGAUCCUCGUCGUCUUCGAGCACAAAUCAAGGAGCUCCUGGGUCCUCUGCAGCAACCUCCAAGCGCACUCUCUAUGUGGCGCCCUCGGAAGCGCACCUCGCCACCUACUUCAACAGUAGACUGAAAAAACUCCGCCCCGACGCGGAGUGGGUGCGGUGGCACAGCACCGUGCGGAAAUACAACUUCGGAGACAAGAUCGCGAGCACUCUGCAGACCACCUCGAAGGCGAUGCUGCAGUACGACCCGGACACACAGGAAGUUUACGAGAAGGCGACUGAGGACAAAGUCGACGGUGCUGCGGAACAAGAUUUGUCCUUGACUGCUGGACUGCACAAGAACCAGCAUGGUCUAUACCCGACCUCCGACCGCGCGAAGCUUUCGGCCGCUUCCCUUCUGGUCGGUCUGCCGGAAGACUUGUGGUACGCGGCCUGCAGCGACCCUACGAUCUUCACAAACCUAGAUUUGAUCUGCCUGGACCACAGCCAUCUCUGGCUAGAUGCGGCAGUGUCGAAUGAUAACCACAUUGACGGGUUGCUGUCGCUACUGAAAAAUUUGGGGAAGAACAACAACAAUUUUCCGCCGCAAAUCCUGCUCUUGGCGUCUCCGAUUGCGAACGUAGAGAUGCUCGGACAGUGGAUUUCCGCCUCUUCGACCAGAAAAACGAAAAUCCUGAAGUUCGACGAGCGAUUUGCUGUCAAGCCGUGGAAUCCGUCUGCCACGGGCAUCGUGAUCCCCGUUGCAGAUGACGAUCGGCAGCAACUGAUGCUGAAACGGUACUUGGCCACCGUGACGAACUCGAACAAUAAGAACCUGCUCGUUUUCAGCGGUUACUCGAGGCGGGCGGUCGACGCGACGGCGCACUUUUUGAAAUCCGAGGGACUGGUAGAAGUCAUGAGCAGUCGAGGGCCAUUAGUUGGAGCUGGAGGCGAUGACCAGUGGUCUUCGUUCGAUAGCCAGCUUCAAGACGAUGUCUUCAUGACCGACGCGAAUCAACAUUCUCAUUCUGCCCAGAGACCACUGACGACGGCACAACUGCACGAAAACAACACGUGGGCGACUGGUGGGGUGCAAAACCGCUCGACGCUGCUGAAAGAAUCUGUAAAAAACGAUACAAUUUUCAUCGCGAAGGUUGCGAGUGUCCAAGACGGAAACUUGAAAGCUUUGCUGCAGUCCGGCAUUGGGGUGCUGCACAGAGAGUACGCUGCAGCAGAUCGGGAAGUCGUCUGGACGCUGUUUUGCCAAGGGAUGAUCCGUGUCUGCGUCGCGGAGCCGUACUACGCGAGUUUCGGAGCUGCGCCGGAGCACCAGCGGCAGGAAGGUCCAAACCCUGCUGGAUCUAGUACUUCUGCAAGACAACUUGUAGACGACGCUGGAGAUGUUGUCAUGGGAGCACCUCCGGACCAUGGAGUCGAUAGUAUCCCCGCCAAACACCUCCCAAACAACGAAACCUACCGUCGUCUGCAGGCUGACACCGUGGUGAUCGCCGGGAUCUGCAAGUACGGCACGCUGGACAUCCGCGACGGCACGGCGCUCCCGCCGAACAACCAUUUCACGCCGAUCGAGUUCCUCGAAAUGCAGGACUGCGCGGUUGGCCGCCACGGGCCACCGGUGUUGCGGGUUCUGUGCCGCCCGAUCGAGCAAAUGUUUGUCACAGAGGUCUUGACGGGGAAUUUUAGUGUUGAUUCUGCGCUUUGUCGCGACUGCACCGGAAUGGCGGCUAGUACGGGCAACGAUCAGCAGAUGAGCUCGUCGUUCAAAGGCAUCGCGGCGAAAGGCGCUGGGAAAGGUGGCAAGCCGCAGGCGUCGCCGCGGGUGACCAACGCGCUGGCGAACGGCCAUGGGACCACACAACCGCAAACACUUGCGGCACUGAUAGACGGAGGGGCGUUCGACUUUCUCUGGCCCUACGUUCUGCACCAAGACCAGCUUUUAGUACGCGCAAGUGCGAGCCAUCGAACCAAAACCACGAACUCGGUAUUAACCACGACCAGCACCCAGCAACAUCUCAUUUCCGUGCUGCAGAACUCCUGGUUCGGGUUACGACUGAAACAGGACCCCCUGCGCUUCGCCAGGCUGUUUUCCAAGGAGAAAACCAACAACCCACUGCUGAACGCCGUGCCGGAUGUCGACGCGGCACUUUCCCUGAUCGUCGCACGGCUUCUGACCAAGUGGCAAAAGGACAAGAUGAUCCGGCUGCAGGAGCCAGACAAGAAAGGCGAUGGCGACGAUGACGAGAUGGGUAUUCUGGACUUGGCGGCGAUCCAGAAAACGAUCACCGUGCAGCACCAUAAGCCCAAGAUGGGCAAGAAGAACGCAGGAGAUAACACGAACAACUGUACGUCCAACCUGACCACCACGUAUGUUGUCGGCAACUAUCAUUUGAAACGCCACUCCGCGAGGUACCCGGAUAUCAGUCCUGGCUCGGUGCAGAAGUGCCUGGAUAUGGUUACGAAGAAGACCGCGAACCAGCCGGAACUGCUCCUGCGAAGUCUGUGCGCGCUCCCGGAGCUGCACUGCUGCCUGGCAACGCGGGAGAACACGGAAAGGGACGGCGCAACCGCGAUAAAAUGUCUGGAGUACGAUGCGAACCUGUUUUUCUUGCCCGCUGGGAAGUUGUCCGCGGCAUUGCCCGCGGCCGGAGAGAGAAAAGCGAGAAAGGUAUACAUCAUGGUUGCUUGUUUUGUGUUGACGUCAGGGUCCACAUGGUAGGAGAAAGUCUGUUCAGCCUUUCGCCUAGUGGCCUCUUGCGUUGAUCGUUAAGUACUUCAGUGAAAACACGACGUAGCGGGUCAAGGAAGGAUCUUCCACAGCGACACCUCAUAGAAUCCAGUGACAUCAUGAAAGUAAAUGAAAAUAUCCGCUCCAAUUACUUUACAAAAUCAGGUUUUCGCCCUGUGGAUGCACCAUUUGGCGGAUUUCCAGGAGGAGCGGAAGGAGGGCUAUCUCACCAAGCACGAUCGCUACAAGGUUGUGAGAAUCACCGAGUUCUUUCUCCAACACGUCUUAAAAAGCCUCGCCAUCGAGGUGCAAGACGGGUUCGCCCUGCUGAAUCUAAUCCGGCUGUCCCGCAGCUUUGCCCAGGGCCAGCUCUUCGUGGGGCAGAGUCACAUGCUAAAGCAGUACCUGCACAUGCCGCGCUCGCUGGUGUCGUCCCCGACUACAUUGACCGAAACUGCAAUCGGUGCGCGUGCGAAAGAUGGAACAAACGCUGGAAAUAAAGCCGUCUCUAAUAGUACUGCGGUAAAUAACGUAAACCGUGUCUACAUCUCGGACUGGGAAACCUUGCUACGCCUACUCGACGACCUGCACGUCGGGACGCCGGAGGAGCUCGCGAAGUGCUUUGCGGAUAUCUUUGCGUACGUGGUUUCUUCCUCCGGCAUGGACGAAAACCUGACCUCCGACCUUGCUUCGAUCCUCGAGGGCGAGGCCAUCGACCUGGUCGCGAAGAUGCUGCACGCCUGGUAUCCCUUUUUGGGCGAUGACCUGGCGAAAAACCUCGGCUUCCUGGCUCACGGGCUGCUCGCGACGCAGUUCCACCUGGAGGUGGCGGUUGUACCAUUAGAAGAGAUAACCACAGCAGCUGUAUCAGGGGAACAAGCUUUGUUGAAACAGCUGGCAAACAAGAAGACGACCUCUCUCGUCCAGCGACGAAAAAACGCGGCAAGGGGAGGUGGAAACAAAGCGCAGCAACAGCAGACCGUGGAGUUGCGGGUCAGCCGGAGGGCGUGCAGUAGUGUCCCUGAUCUGCGGAAGCGCGGCCUGGAGGUCGCAGAUCGCACUUUGGGCGAGGCGGAGAGAAGCAACAACGGUUCUUCUUCUUCAUUUUCGACGAACAACAACCCCAGUGCCAGUACGUCAAAAAUCAAAAACCGCAACCCGAUCUUCCCGGCACGAAACAGCACAUCUUCGAGCAACUCCAAGAGCACUGACUCUUCGCACGAGGAUUCAGGAAAUAAUAUCAAUUCGAAAAAUAAACCUCGAGACGUGAACCGCAUCUUCAUCCCCUCCUUCCGCGACGAGUUCCCUCGGUUGGGGCAUGGCGUGCGAGCGGGGGACUCGAAGGAGCUGGUGACGUUUUGGCAGAAAGUUUUCUUCGACUCUGUUCUGAAGGACACAUUGUUGCUCGCUUUUGCGGACACGGGGGCGCUUCUGUACUGUUCGACGUUGGAUAAACUGCUGGUCACGGCCGGGAAAGACAACUACCCCUCCAGUUUGAACAAGUUCAAACCUGUGUCUCUAUCCUACAAGAAGGGAAUCACCGCGUACCUGGUGCACACAAAGUUCCACGGGUUCGACUCCAAUGUGCGGAUAAAAAAACCUUCUGCAACUACGGAGCUGCAAGGCGGGGGGCACCCGGCCACCGAGGCUCCUUCUGUCGAGCUACCAUUGGAGCAAUUUGUGAGGCAGGUCGCGCGGGAAGAGGUCACGGACCCGCGGAUGGAGAACAACGCCUCUGGGGCAGCCGGCGGGUUCGGAAAACUUCUGCACGGCUUGUUCCUGCCCUCGAGGCAGCAGGAGCAAGAGCGGGGGUCUGGUGAACCCCCUACUACUACUAGGCCAGCUUUGUCGUACGCGGAGCGCAGGAAUCAAGUGGUAGCGAACAAAUCGAGCACCACCGCAGGAGCCCCCAAUACCGCAUCACAAUUUGGAGGGGCGGUGAGUUCUAGCUCAAAUACGAGCUUGAACACCUCCGGGUCGUUCCCAGUCGCGCAGCAAAAUCAAAGUGGUCAGCAACCGUUUGUCUUUGGAUCUACUUCAGGUUUCGGUCUUCCGCAGCCAUUAUCCACCAGUGCAAACAAUCACGAAUUAUCACUACACCUCCCGGACCCGAGUCCAAGCACAGCGAGGAAUCGGUCCAACGUGCCGGGGUUAUUUCUCCCCGAACAGCGAAACAACUACAAAGGCAAGGGCAAAAACAGCAGCAGCGGGCUGCAACAGUUUGACCGAGCACGGAUGCUGGCAAACGGGACGUUGGAUGGUAGCAGCUUCGACGCUUCUUUCAGCAGUGGUUUAUUGUUCCAGAGCAAAGGUGGUAGUAGCGCUAGCGGUGCUUCGUCGAGUUCGAAUUCGUUCAACGCUGGAAAAGGAGGCUUCGCCACGACGUCGAAAAGCCAGCAACUACCGGCAAACGCUACUGACGGCACCAUUUUCUGUAAAUGCAACCUGCCUGCGAAGGAGUGUUUCGCGAACAAGACAAACAGGUACUUCUGGGGUUGCGCAAGAGGGGCGAAGCACAAGGGCGGCUGCGGCUUCUUUCAGCCGAUCUUGAGUAAUGAGGAGAAGGAACGGUGUGGCAAGAAAAGACCGCCGGUAUUUGUACCAGCUGAGGGUCGUGCCGCUGCGGCGGCAGAACUCCAUGACCAAGCAAGAACUAAAAACCCGGACGUUGGUUUCCUAUCGCUGCCCCCCGGCGAGCCGUGCAGCGCUUGGAACAACCCCACGGAGAAGGCAAUUGCCAGCGCCGACGCCCUGCUGAAGAGGAUCCGCGCGGAGGAGAACAAGCCUCUGGGAACGCAGAAGGCAGAUACAAUUUCCUCGUUCAGUUCGAACGUGGAGGUGGAGCCGGUCGGCGCGGAAAUGCAGCUGGAGGCAGACGACGUUGACAUGGCGCAGCCUUUCGAUCAUGACGCAGGCGGGGCAGAAGUGUGUGACGAGGAGGAGAUUUUUGUGAAUCUUCAGGAACCUCCUCCUGGAGGGGGAGCUCAAGCUGAACACAGAAGCGAGAAUCUGUUUUUGCAGAACCCGAUUCUCGCACCGGCUGCUCCGCAAUUGGUUGCUACUUCGGCGGGAGAAAACGAAAACGGCAGGAGCGGCACAGCUUUAUUAAAUGCAGCGGCGACUGGCGUUACUGAUACUGACGCGGCCAAAAAUAGCAUCCAGCAGAAAAAGGUUGCUCCGACCGUGGGUUCCGCGGCACCGGUUGCGGUACAACCAGCAGCGCCAGCGCACGUGCCGGUAGUGCCCGAGAGGAAGCAGGCUGUCGUCACAAAGCCCGCUCCUGUGCCAGCACCAGCGGUUCCGUCUGUUGCUGCUGUGGCUUCUGUACAAACCCAACAAUCUUCAUCAGCUGCAUUUGCUGCUCCACCAGCCGCGACUGCGACUAGUUUUGGUUUUGGUGGUUUCGGUACUACAACUUCGGGUGCUCUGCAGACUACAAACGCUUUUGGUUCCACUUUCGGGAACGCGACCACAAACUUCGGCGUUUUCGGCGCAGCAAACACGACAGCUUCGCAACACCAGCAGCAAGCACCGUUUCAAAGCCAGUUUGGAGGUUUUGGGAAAGUGAAUCAACAAGCACCGCAACCAAAUGCUGGCCAAGCCGCGACUGGUUCUUUCCCAACCCUUGCGAAACUCCCCGUAGUUACCAAUCAGGAUAGUGCGAUGGCGUCCACAGAGUCCCAGCCGGUGAAUACGGACAAGAGCAGCAGCAGCAACUCUUGUUCCUCCCGCGCCGGCGGCGGUGGUUCGUCCGUGAUAGGUGACAGAACCAAAAAUCAGCGCUUGCCAGAUUCGCUGCAGAACAGAAAUGGGAAAAAUUUCAACGCAGGGCAGGACGAAGACCAUCAGCCUUCUUCGGAGGAAGUGAAACCAAACGACUCCCCGGCAACAAAAGCGCUGAAGCGUAAGCGAAACGAUUUCUUCGCGACUCUGGCCCAGCAGACCUCCGCAGACCGGGAUCACUUGCAGAUCGAGCAGGAGGACGAGGGUGGACUGGCAGAUAGAGAUCAAAGUGCAACAAGCAAGGCUGAAGACGACGGGGGAGCGCCCUCUGUCAUUGCGGUUUCCUCUGUUGUGGACUUGACAAAAGACGACGAUGGGCCCCCGCAACAAGUAGGCGAAAAACGACCAGUCGUGCAGCAGGAGGUCGCCAUCGCGCCAAACGACGACGAUUUUGCGGAACUGCAGGGCGUGCCGAUUCGACAGAGAAACGCCAACCGAGGCUCGAAGAACAAAAGGCAGAGAAUAGCGUUACUCAGCAACGACAACAACAGCGGUGGUGGAAAUGUAGGAAUCACAGCCGGGGACGACCAGGAGAAUCCUAAAUCAGAUUCGCCGACGAAAUCAAAUAAGCCUAAGCCCUUCACCUUUCCCGAGCCAGAUUUGAACCCGGACGAGAGGCUGGACACGGGCGCGAGAACAUCAGCAUUGAACAUCAUGGCUCUGAUCGAACAAGCCGAGGAGAAGGGAGCAAAGAACCGGGCGGCGAGGCAGGCUGCGGCGAAGAAUAGCCUGGAUGCUUUUGUUCUGCCGAAAAAUGGAAGUGCAGCUAGUACUGGUGCAGCUUCUGUACUAGGAGCCACUGCAACUACUACAACCGCGCCUCCGAUCGCGACGUUGCGUAUCCAGAAGAAAUACCUGGACGCGAUCAAAUCUGGGAAAAAAACCGUGGAAGGCCGGGUGAAGACCGGAAAUUUGGUGACGGUUCGACCGGGGAACACACUCCGGCUGGAAUCCGGCCCGAUGAACAAGUGCGAGGUUGUAGUCAAAUCAGUUCGGGAGUUCGGCAAAUUCUCCGACAUGCUGGCUUCCAUGGGCGUGGAAAACUGCUUACCGGGGUGCAAAUCGGUAGCGGAAGGUGUAGAAAUCUACCACGCCUUCCCGGACUACGAGGAUAAAGCGCGGAGAUAUGGGGUAGUUGCGUUUGUAAUCAGCCUGCCGGAUGGCGGAGGAGCGACGGGACCUCCAAAUGCGAAGGCGACUGCAGGAACUUCAACGGGGUUUGGAUUUGGUGGUGCGAGUAACAAUUUUGAAGUUGCUGGGAGCAGCACCUGUUUUCCUAGUGCAACCUCCAGCACCAGCUUCAACAACAACACGAACGCAUCUUCAAACGUGAACCUGCCAGCAUCUUCGCUGAAAGUAACUAAGAAGAAGCUCGGCUACCCACACUGUUUCUGCGAUCGGCCGUGCGGCUUUCCCUUCCCGAUUAAGAAGGAAGGACCGAACAGCGGAAAACUGCUCUACAAGUGCGCCGCGGCGGGGCAAGGAAGCGCAGCUGCUGCUGGGAAAAAUUACAACAAUAGCCGACGCGGCAAUUUUUAUGGAAAUAACCGGCCGGAUUUCGAAUCUGAAGGUUUCGUGAAAGGGAAGGUUUGCCACUACCUGGUGAUCACCGGCGAGGACGAGGAUAUUCCGAAGAAGUACAAGCCGGAGGGCCUGAUGUGCGCGGAAAUUCCGCUUUGUAGCUGCGAUCGGCCGGCGGUGUGGUACGAGACGAAAGCGGUGCCGCCGAAGCUGUUCUGGAAGUGCGCGAACAAGCAGUGUCAGUUCUUCGAGUGGUACAACGGGCAGGUGGCGGUACACGACGAUAAGAUGCAGGUCGUGGUGGAGAAGGCGAAUCAAAACAACAAUCACGUCGCGGGGGUCGGGAAUGAUUUUGAUACGAAAAAUCAAUUUUUUGUUGGCAAAAACCUGAAAAAGGAAAAUGGUGUUCGGAUCCCCAUGCCCAAGGACAGCGUCCCAUCUGGCGAUGCUGCAGGAAAUCCAACUGACAAGCUGAGGCAGCUACUGGGAAAAAAGCCGGCUAAGAUGACCGAAACAAACCAAAAUGCUACACGCCACCCGCAGCAACAGAUGAGGCACGACUCGAUGCAGAAGAUGCCAACGGCUGCCACGGCUCGGAACAACCAGAAAGAUACCAGAUUCCCCGCACCAGCCGCGUUUGGAAACGUCGAAGGAACUACGAACGGUGAUGAGUACAAGCAGCGGAACUCCAGCUCAUUUGCUGCCGGGGGUACUACAACCGCGGGGAGCGUUACUGCAACCACGACGGGCAACGUAUGGCGUUCUCAAAUGUUACAUUCUCAACUGUUACAUGAUUUGUCAUACAAAAUUCCAAUCAGAAUCGACACGACCAAGCUGCUUCGCAUGACAAAUUCCCGAAGGGACAAACAGGAUGGGAAUCUGUGCCGAACCUGUAAUGCAAAAGGCGCAAUCUUCACCCUUGCAUUUUUGCCAUUCUUGCAUUACAAAUUCAUGUAACAGCUGAGAAUGUAACGUUUGAGAGCGCCAUACAAUGGGGUUCCCUCAGUUUCGGUGUCCGAAGUUCCACCGGGUGGCGCUGCGACGAACUCGAGUUUCGGGAAUUUCACGUCGGGCACAGAUUUCGGACAGCAACAGCAGCACAGAAAUCCGGGGUUUGGCUUCACGAAUUCGAAUCACAAUAACGACGACGGCGCGCGCCACAAGCCGCAUAAGAAACAUGCCAGUUUCACCGCACGAAACAAAGAGGAAAAGUCCCUUUUCUUCGGACCGGACGAGGACAAAAAUCCUUUUAAGCAGCCGUUUCGACCGCCGGCACGGCCGUCUACACAGCAAGACGGUAAUAUGUCAGUUUUCGGCGCGCCGUCGCAACCGCAAGUGAAUCAAAAUAAACAGUCGAACUUUGGAUUCGGUACUGCUGCAGUGUCGAACAUUAAUGGAGAAGCCAGAAACUUUGGCACGGCGGCUUUCAACACGAAUGGCAACCGAGGAUUUGGUUUUGGAACCGCUGCGGUAUCCAACAACAACGUGAAUCGUGCCCCUUUUGGUUCCGCCGCAGUGAACCAGAACCUCCGCCAGAGCUGCUUCGGGAACUUCGGCACUGCUGCUCCGCCGGCGGCACCCGUGAAACAGGCACAGAAUGUGUUUCUGCAGCAGCAGUCCGCGUUUCACGGAACAGCAGUCAGUCAAGCGUUCGGCGGAACGAGUUUGCGUGCUUCGGCUUCGUAUGAGGAAUUGCAGUUGUUGAAAGCUGGAAAGCAGUCCUCCUCUGUGGCACCGUUCGGAAAUCAUGGCAACGGGAAUAAAAGCGUGGCUCAUGACCAGAAUCUUCAAACGCACCACAGACAGUCAGUUCCGCUACAGCAGGCGAUGCAACCACCAGCCCGUCCGCCAUCAAGGAAAACGAGUUUUCUUGACAAGCACAGGAACUGGCAGUACCACGAGCCGGUGAAGGGAACGGAGGUUAAUGCGAGCCAAAACGCGAAGAACCAAAGCGAAAGCCAAAUGCAACCAACGAAUCAAGAUUUUGCUGGGAACGUCGCGAAGCAAGUUGGUCAGUCCCAAUUUCUGGUUCCUCCAAGCAACGCCGCGUCCUCACAGUUUGGCGGGGGCUUUGGCCGUCAGAACCUACAACCGCAGCACUUUGAAGCUUCAGCGUUCGGUGGGCUGAAUUUGAAUUUGAACAACGACAAACCCAGAGGACUGCAAGGCCACGAAACCGCAAGCGCCGUACCGGGUGGUCAAAACAGCAAAAUUUUCAACGCAGCCAACCAUCAAAAGAACCCCAACCAGCCUACCGCCUCCGCCAUAUUGUUUCCUCUCAACAGCAUUAACCUUCGAACCCACGAUGCCAUCGCUCAUCGGGAGAAGGAGGCGAAGAAGAAAGCUUUGCAGAACGAGCUCGCAAAGCAGGAGAAAAUCCACGGUCCACCGAGCUGGAUCCAGCCGAGGCACAACGAAAACCUCGGUCAACAUGCGAAAAACCAACACGAACAGAAAAAUCAAAAUGGAAACAACAACAAGCCAAGUAGUAAGCCCAAGCAGUACUACGUGGGUGCGUUCGGGACGAAGUAUCCGUACAGGGAAACCUUAAAUUUCCAGCACCUCUACGAGUUUGACAAGGACGCUUUGCGGGUGCAGCGCCAGGACAAAAACUGGUGCGCAACGGAUCCGCUACCGAACGGAGACAAAGCGGUGUACUACGACCAGUUCAAGUGCAAUUUGAACGAGGUGAUGUCUUUAUCCGAAGACCCCGAUAACUUUUCCGACGUCUUUUUCGGCUCGAGCAUCUGUGGGUCCAUCGCACGACGACCCAUGACCGCGAGAAACAAUAAGCCAGUGGUGCAUCAGAGAGUGAUGUCGUCGAAGGCGGUUGGUGGAAGUGGAACUGCAAAUGCGGGUCAGCAGCAGGCACAGGCGUCCGGGAAGAUGACGAGAUCCCCCUUGAUGCAAGGGAAGAAGGUGGCGCGGACGACGGGGACAACAAGGCCGGAGACGGUAUUUACGCCGAGUCCGGUCAGUAAGGCGAAGGAAAAAGGGGAAAUUGACAGGGAACUGUUGGGCCUGGGCAAUGGGAGGUACUGUUGUUCUGUUGUUGCUGUUUCUCCUAUCUCGAUGAUCCUCAUCUUUUUGUUCGAUGUUCUUUCGUUUCAGGACUAGAAGCACAUCAUCCAUGAGGCAUUCGGAUCUGUUGUUGACUCUGUUUCCACCUUUUUUUUUGAGUUGAUAUUGAAUGAAAAAAACCAAAUCAGGCCUUCUGAAGUCGUUGACCUUACCGCAGAAGACGACGAUGAACCCUCCGCAGAGAAGCGCGUUUUCCCGCCACCAUCGAAGCGACUCUUCGAGCGGAUUCCUGGAGCGUCACCACCGCUGAAGAAGUUCUGUCCAGACGAGAACGAAACGGUGGGGCACAAGAUUCACCAGCACCAUCAACGCAAUACCGUCGCACACAUUGAUCCGGAGGAAAUCAAGUCUGCCCUGCACUGGCUGAAAGCGCAGAUCAAGACGCAGCUCUGGAUUAUCGCGAAAGCAAAGAUCGACAAAAUUCUGGCUGCGAUUGGAGAAGUGCUGGUGAGAGGAGAAAAAAUGCCAGUUGCGAUGCUCACCUUCGAGAUCCAAAAGGUGAUCAGCAGUUGUGCCCAUGAUGGCAACGAAGCAGGGCCAGCACAUGGUCGCUCUUCAGCACUUCAGAUGAAGCACCAGGAGCUGAUCAGUGGGAUUGUUGAGAGACGGGCUCAUUUGGCUCUUGCGCUGCAGGAGUACAACAUGGUGCAGCAAAACAAUUGCAGAAAGCAGGAGGGGGCUGCGCAAGGAGCUGAGAUUUUUAAAGCUGCUCCGGAUCAUGUUGUGCCGCGAUCGGGCAAUCGCCAUGGAAAUGGUUCUCUACAUCGAGCUGCUGUUGAUCAGCACGAGGUCGAAGAAAAUUCUGGCUACAAUGGCGUCGGCUGCAAGAUCACGAACGUGAUGUUUCAACCCCUGACCGUGAUCAACCCGAAAAACAUCCAACAGAACAAGGAGAGGCAGUUCGAGAACAAGAGGCCGCCACAGAUGCCGGAUGUAAUGCCCUACCAGCAGUCCACCGCCUUACAACUGCAGCAAACCUGCAGCAGCCAUAUGGUUAAGAACAACUCUGGUGCACCGCAACCUCUCCCUGAUGAAGCACCACAUCAAAUAGACUCAAUAAAGAUGAACUAUUUCGCCGCGAAAAAGAAGUAUUCUCAGUACAAAAAGCAGCUCCGCGAGCAGAUCCUGCAACAGAACCUUCCCCGUCCGACCUGCAAGUGCGGGGUGACGACGCUAAAAGCCAUCCGGAUGGGGUACAGCUACAUGUACGUCUGCCACAACUACCGGGAGGACCAAGGGAGGGGUGAUUGCGACUUCAUCCAAGCCUGGAAGAAUAUGGAGAUCGAUGUGGGGAAAAUUGUCGAAGAAGUCAACAAAGUGGAGCAGAAGGAGAUCGAGAAACAACUGCACGAGAUCGACAACAUCGGAAACUUUCGGAAUUACCGGGACUUGGAGCCCGGUGUGGAAAAGGAGCUGCGGGGGUCUUUAUCGAAAGUGGAUACUUUCGAGAAAUUGACGUCGGGGAAAGACAAAAUCGACGACUUCGUUCCGAACGGGUUUUCGGAGAAGGCGCGGGAGAAGUUGAUCCAGGAACAGCCCGGGAUGUUUAUUGCGGGGAACAAGAAAGAUUCUGCUCGGCAUAAAAAUCGUGGCGCUCAUGCGACCUCCUCCGAUCUAUUGGAUGUGGAUGACGAGCUCCGUGCGUCGAUGGCGAAUGUGAACGUGAUUGGGCCGGACGAUAGUGUGUCGAACUACGUGCCGUCGCCCGAACGGAGGAUGGACAAUAGAACGUCGCGGAAUAUUCACAUUCACGAGCAGAGGCACAACUCCAACCAAGGUUUAGCGUCUUCGAAACCGAAUCUCUUCACAUUGGCAAACGGGAACGCGGUCCCGCCGGUAGUUCGGAAAAAUGAAAACAAGAGCAGUUUCGCCGACGCUCUGUUUGGCUCUUCGAGGAACGAGCGGCAGGCACAGAGCAGAAGUAAUGUAAACUACAACGUUGACAGAGACAGUUUUGGGUACAACAACAGCCAAAAGCAGCUCAACGCUCGAUCGGAAUUUCGGCCUCCGAAUCGUACGGAUCAGAAACAGCCGUUUCGCAUGAAUAUGAAUCCGCCAGCGAUCAACAAGAACCGGAACAAUAGGCAGAAAACUUCUGAACAACCGAUAAUUCCCGUGCAGCAACAGCAGCAGCCGCAAGUUUCGAACUGCCACUGCGGUUUGAAAGCGAAAUUCGUCACAACCGUUGACGCAACGAGGACACAAAUCUACGGGUGCGGGAUUGGCAUGGCAGGAGUUCCAAAAUGUGGGUUUCAGUGGGAGUGCUCAGCUGCGGUCGGAACGGGUUUACCCCGGAAGGGAAGUUCUUCUCUUGCGCCCGUGCAGCAGUACGUGCAAGCGAGACCGGCGGGUCUGAGCUUGAACGAUUACGAGAUGCAGCGGUUGCGAGAACAGGAGGAGGAGGAUCCGGAGUUGAAGCGGAGACGGUUGUAUGUGGGGAUGGAUUGAGCACAAAAAGAAGCUCUGACAAAAUUCUCUAAUCUUGUUUAUCAAUAGUCAUCGUUUCAAUUUUAUCGUUUGUGAGAGCUAUGGUAUGAUCCUGUGGCUAGCUUUACAAGUCACAUUUGCAAUAUUCCUAGAAUGAAUUUUAACAAUUUUAUGGCGAGAUCCAGAGCGCCACCAAUGUCCUUUACUGUUUUGGUACACUACCCUAGCGGAACUGCGGGAUCCUUUACCGUUUCGAAAGCUCAGGCUUGAAGAAUCAACUCUCUAUCUAGUACUCGAAGGGGAAAUUAGUUGCAAAUGUGAAUACCAAAAAAUCAG